Medicago truncatula (barrel medic) is the source of this 2507-nucleotide messenger RNA. Its product is annotated as cysteine-rich receptor-like protein kinase 26. The transcript has 7 exons. Gene Ontology annotation, biological process: protein phosphorylation. Gene Ontology annotation, cellular component: plasma membrane. The coding region runs from base 171 to 2252 and encodes 693 amino acids. NCBI's taxonomy places the organism in Eukaryota, Viridiplantae, Streptophyta, Magnoliopsida, Fabales, Fabaceae. The record is from RefSeq and is a predicted model, not a curated record. Gene Ontology annotation, molecular function: ATP binding; protein serine/threonine kinase activity.
AGGAUAGUGUGAAAAAUAAGAAGACUUUUUGCGAACCACAGCAUGUGUGUACUAGUAGCACGAAAGAGCUAUAAUUGCCUACUUUCUACAUUAAUUCUAACAGUUUCCUGCCAAAAAAAUCAUUCUUCCAUUAUUUUCUCAUAACAACAGUUCCCAGGGUAGAGAGUACUAUGAUUUCUUGGCGUUGUCUUCUGUUUUUACUUCUUCCUUUGUUUUUCAUACUAAAAACUGAAGCUAGCGACCAGCUCAUUUUCCGCUACCACGAAUGUAACCAAAUGCUCGGAAACUUCACUGGCGGUAGUGCCUACCAGAUCAACCGUGACACGGUUUUAGAGCAAAUAUAUUCAGACCAAGAAAUAGACUACGGUUUCUACAAUUUCUCGUAUGGCGAAGAACCUGACAAAGUAAAUGCAAUUGGUUUUUGUAGAGGAGACAUUAAUCCAGAGGAAUGUCGCGGUUGUUUGAAAUCAUCGGCUACACUUCUCGUGGAUCGAUGUGGAAUACAAAAAGAAGCAAUUGGUUACUUCGACUUGUGUAGUUUACGUUAUUCAAAUGAUUCAAUUUUUGGUGUCAUGGAAACUAAAACAAGUAAUUAUUUCAAUAUCAAAGCUAAUACAAGGGCGGAUGAUGCAUUUAAUCAAACACUUCUUGAUUUGUUGGAUGAACUUAAAACCGUGGCCGCUGAUGGUGAUUCGCGUAAGAAGUUUGCUGAAAAGAGUGUGAAAGUAAUUGAUGAAUCAAGUAGUAGUAGUAAUACUAAUGACACAAUUUAUGGUUUGGUUCAGUGUACACCGGAUCUGUCUAAGCAAGAAUGUAAUGAAUGUUUAGAUUCGGCUUUCGGAGGUUUUUCAAGAUGGUGUAUGAAAGGUUGUUUAUAUCUUGGUCCAAGUUGUUCUGUUAGAUACGACAACUCUUCCUUUUAUAAAACCAUAGUCCCCGUUACAGAGCAACCAACAGCAGCACCGCAACCUUCCCAAACACUUCCUCCUAAAACUAACACAACAUCUACCGGCAAAGGAAAGGGGAGGAAAUUAAAAACGGCCAUCGCUAUCGUUGUAGCAGUUGUUGUGGCUGGCAUACUGCUUGUGGGUAUAUGCAUUUAUUUUGAAAGGAGAAGGAAAAGACCUGAAUAUACGGCUGAAUUUGAAGGCCAAGAUAAAAAUGAAGAUGAAGAUGAAGCUGAAGCUGGUAAUAAUCUUAAAGUUGGCGACUUGUUGCAAUUUGACUUUGCAACCAUCAGAUUAGCUACAAGCAACUUCUCUGAUGCAAAUAAGCUUGGUCAAGGUGGAUUUGGAACUGUUUAUAAGGGUACGCUCUCAGAUGGACAUGAUAUUGCUAUCAAAAGGUUGGCUAACAAUUCUGAGCAAGGAGAAACAGAAUUUAAGAACGAAGUGUUAUUGACAGGGAAGCUUCAACAUCGAAAUUUAGUUAAGCUAUUAGGUUUCUGCUUACAAAGAAAAGAAAGGCUACUGAUAUAUGAGUUUGUCCCCAAUAAAAGUCUUGAUUAUAUCAUAUUUGAUCCAAUCAAGCGUGCAAAUUUAAAUUGGGAAAGACGCUUCAAAAUCAUAAAAGAUAUUGCACGUGGCCUUCUUUAUCUUCAUGAAGAUUCUCGAUUACAAAUUGUUCAUCGUGAUCUCAAAACAAGUAACAUUUUGCUAGAUGAAGAGAUGAACCCAAAAAUUACAGAUUUUGGAAUCGCAAGAUUGUUUGAUGCCAAUCAAACUCAUGGCAUGACAAAGACCGUUGUUGGAACAGUUGGAUACAUGGCUCCGGAGUACAUUAGACAUGGACAAUUCUCAGUUAAGUCAGAUGUGUUUAGUUUUGGUGUAAUAAUUUUAGAAAUUGUAUGUGGCCAGAGAAACACUGAGAUUCGAGAUGGGGAAAAUAUAGAGGAUCUAUUAGGCAUUGCAUGGAAAAAUUGGAAAGCAGGGACAACUUCAGAUAUUGUAGAUCCAAUAUUACACCAAGGUUUUAAUAAGAAUGAAAAAAUGAGAUGCAUCCAUGUUGGAUUACUUUGUGUUCAAGAAGAUAUAGCUAUGAGACCAAAUAUGAGUUCAGUUUUACUAAUGCUUAAUAGCACCACUUUCCCACUCCCUGAACCUUCGGAACCUCCAUUUUUAAUGCAACCCAAAAGGGCAUUAUCUAUACCAUUAAAUGAACAAUAUUCUGUGCCCACAAAGUCAAGUGAUUCAGGAUCAGGAAGUCAAAUUACUCAAGGAUCAACAAGUAAGUCUUCAGGUAUAGAUCAAUGAUACACGGAUGAAACGAUUGUGCUAAUCUUUUAUAUUCAAUUAAAUUUUGUCUUUCUUUUGGGUUGGGAUUUUAAGCCUUUACUGUUUCAAAUUCUGUAACAUAAUGCGUUAUAGUCUAUUUUGUUUCUAGUUUAUUUUUUAUUUGGUGUUUGUUUCUCUUGUUUUGUAAUAAAGCCCCGAUUACAUAUAUUUGUGAUACAGUUUAGUAAUUUGCUCACAAGCACAUUCCAAUUAUAUAUCUAUGUUUUUAAAUAA